AUGACAGGGAGUUUCUUGUGGGCGCAGCGAUUAUCUACAGUCGCAUUAUUGGCCGCUGUGGUCUGCGGCGCGUCUGAAACAUGUUGUGAGCGGCUAGCCAAAGGGCUUUCACACAAGGUUAUUGCUCCCUUGAAUCCCGAAUACUUGAUAGAGAAUAAUAAAUAUUGGUCGUCAAGGAGCGUAUUGACUCCUUCGUGCAUUCUUGUACCUGAAUCCUCCUCGGACGUUGCAAAAGCUCUCAAGAUCCUAGUUAAAAAUAAUUGCGAGUUUGCUUUCACCGAUAUCAAGGUCAGCAAAGACGAAAAGUCGGUGAUCGUCGGAGCUGGAAACAGGUGGGGAGAUGUGUACACCGAGACCGAGAAGUAUGGUGUAACUGUCGCAGGAGGGCGUGUCUCAUCCGUCGGAGUGAGCGGUUUCUUGCUCGGUGGAGGCCUUUCGUUUUUGAUGCACUCGGAAGGGUUCGCGGCAAAUAGCGUGCUGUCAUACGAGGUGGUGCUCGCAAACGGGACCGUUUCUAUAGUCACAGCAAAAUCAGCCGGAGACUUGUUCAAAGCGCUCAAGGGCGGAACAGGUAAUUUUGGUAUCGCAACCUCUUUCACCCUUCAGGCCUAUGCGAUCAAGGACGUUUAUGCCGGAAAUCUCUACUACACUCCGGACAAGUACGACAUGCUUUUCCCGAUCAUGGAGCAAUUCGCUCGUACAGAAUUGUCUUCCGACCUUUCUAUUGCCUUAAAAAUUCUAGUUGAAGAUGACUGCGAAUUCGCUAUACGAGGCGGAGGACACACUCCCAAUCCGGGCUGGGCCAGCACCAAUUCCGGAGUCCUCAUAUCUUUGUCCGGGCUCACUGCCAUCCAAGUCAGUCAAGACAAACAGUCGGUGGUCAUCGGAGCCGGAAACCGAUGGGGAGAUGUGUAUUCAAAGAUUGGUGAGUAUGACGUUACCGUCACAGGAGGUCGAAUCUCUCCUGUUGGAGUGAGCGGGUUCCUCCUGGGUGGCGGUCUAUCGUAUUUGAUGCACUCGAAAGGGUUUUCAGCAAAUAACAUCUUAUCAUACGAGAUCGUACUCGCCAAUGGGACUAUUUCUACGGUCACAGCAGAGUCAGCUGGAGACUUGUUCAGAGCACUCAAGGGUGGUACCGGCAACUUUGGACUCGUCACUUCUUUCACGCUUCAAACCUAUCCAAUUAGUCAAGUCUAUGCCGGAAAUCUCUAUUAUUCUCCAGACAAUUACGAUGCUCUUUUCCCACUUAUGGAAGAAUACGCUUGCAAAGGUGUCGAAUCGGAUCCCAAUCUCAUGUGA
This is a messenger RNA of Rhizoctonia solani, 1299 nucleotides long. RefSeq names its product FAD-binding domain protein. The coding region runs from base 1 to 1299 and encodes 432 amino acids. NCBI's taxonomy places the organism in Eukaryota, Fungi, Basidiomycota, Agaricomycetes, Cantharellales, Ceratobasidiaceae. The transcript has 7 exons. The record is from RefSeq and is a predicted model, not a curated record. Gene Ontology annotation, molecular function: FAD binding.